Asterias rubens (European starfish) is the source of this 2234-nucleotide messenger RNA. RefSeq lists its product as uncharacterized. Gene Ontology annotation, molecular function: catalytic activity. Bases 48 to 1688 code for a protein of 546 amino acids. NCBI's taxonomy places the organism in Eukaryota, Metazoa, Echinodermata, Asteroidea, Forcipulatida, Asteriidae. The transcript is spliced from 10 exons. Gene Ontology annotation, biological process: GPI anchor biosynthetic process. Gene Ontology annotation, cellular component: endoplasmic reticulum. The record is from RefSeq and is a predicted model, not a curated record.
ACCACCCAGCUGCGACGUCAAAAACGACACCGAGGAGAGCACAUAAAAUGACUGAUUUUCCCCCAUUCUCUGUUUACAGGAUUGCUCUUGUGAUCAAUUGGAGUUCACUUUGUUUCAUUUUCCUUAGCAGCAUGUCGUAUUCAGCCACAGAAAGUGCCGCUGCUGCGUCAGAUCAUCAUGUGAUGCUGAUUAACCAAUCAAAGGUUGCUUAUGGUGGCAUACUCAAAGAGGCAACAUCAUCUGAAACGGUCAACGCAUUUGAAACUACAGUAAUUAAGUGUGCAAUCCAGUCUGCAGUCAAGAGGCACCCAGCUACCAUUCCGACGGAUUCCAACGGGAAGACUUUAGAGCCGCAGGUCUCAAACUUUCAAAAGCUCAAACUCCAAGCAACACACGAUGGCCAGAACAGAAGUUACUUAGUGGACCGUACACUUGUCAACGGCAAGGAACAAUUUCAUCGCAGAAGUAUCAUCUAUGGUUUAACAUAUUCUUUCUGUUUAUUAUGGGACAGCAUCGAAGACCCAUUCAGACACAACUUUGUCAUGUCUUUAGACAGGGGGAAGAAUAUGUUCAUGUUCCAGCACACAUUCUAUCGCCAAAGAGACGCUAGUUUUUCAAAUGAAAGCAGUCGUAAUCAUAAAGAUUCUAAAAUGAUAGCAGUGCCCACUUCUCCGGAUGAGCUAUCUGUUGUGUAUGAAUUUAAUGAAGAGACAAGCUCAUCCACAGAGCAUGAAUGCUUAGAGAGCAAACUUCAAUCAAGACCUGGGGAAAGCAGCAGAGAAAAUCAUCUUUACAAACGGUCCCAUCAAGGGGGGCACGAUGUGAGCAUUGUUUCAUACAACAUCUGGAACUUCAAUGGUUUUUCCAGGGACAUUGUGAGAUCGGCCGAAGAGUACGUUGAAAGGAUGGCUAGGCUUGGUGCGUUGAUUAAGAGUACAAUUGCCGAUGUUAUUGGAUUUCAAGAGGUCAGAUUUGACGUCAAUAGUGGAGGUUCGCUGGGACCAUGUCAAGUAGAACAGCUUGCCAACCAUCUGUCAGAGUAUCAGUAUGUUUACCAGCCUGCCAUUGCCUAUGAGCACGACAGCCUAGAGAGAAAAGAAGAAGGACUUGCGAUCUUCUCACUUCAUCCCAUCUUGUCACAUGACUUUAUUCUUCUGAGCAGAGACAUGAAUGAUGGUCAUGACAGUGCUCAUCAGCGAAUCUGUCUACAUGCUGCGGUGGACACUCCUUAUUUAGGGAUCGUGCAUGUGUUUGUUACUCAUUUAUCCCUGAGUAAGGGGGCGAGAGACAGGAGUGUGGUGGAGAUCUGGAAGUUCAUGUCUCAGUUCACUGGCCCUGCUGUCCUUCUUGGGGAUCUGAACGCAGAACCGCAAAGUAACUGCAUAAGGUUUCUUCGUGGGGAGGUGGAGAUAGACAAUGUCAAGACGACAAGGUUACAAGAUGCUUGGCUGAUAAACAACAAAGAACCAAGGGUUGGCCGCAAGGUGUAUGCCAAGAAUGAAGCCAGAGAUAUUGGACUGACCUUCAACACACUCCAUGAAAAUCUUGUCAAACGGAUUGAUUAUGUAUUCGUUAGGCUACCUGACGGUAUGGAAAUGACUAGCAUCUCAUUGGUCGAUGAUGGGAAACGGGGGAAUAUGGCAGCGUCUGAUCACCUUGGACUGAAAGUGACAAUAGAGGGGGUAUGACUCCUUUGAAUACUAGCUUAGGGGUCAAACUUGAGGUCAGUCAUCUGAAGACUUUUAAACAAAUCUCUUAAAGUUAAGAAUUUGUUAGAGUUUAAAAAAUUUUAUAUUUUUGUAUCAGAACGACGUAACACGGGAGGAAUCUUUGAAUGUUUUUAAUUUUUUAACCAAAGUGCAAGCUUUUUUAUAUUGCUUUUACUUUUUAUAGUAUGUGUAUGGGGAAAUAGAAUGCAGUAUUCAUUGUAAGUAAUACACAAGGGAAACUGGGGUGGAUUUCACAAAGAGUUAAGACUAGUCUUAUCUCGAGUUAAGACUAGUCUUAUCUCGAGUUAGGACGAGUUACUCAUCUCAACUUAGGACUUGCCACACAAUUUGUAUAUCUACUAGGACUAAUCCUAAGUCAGGACUAGUCUUAUCUCGAGUUAGGACAAGUUACUCAUCUCAACUUAGGACUUGCCACACAAUUUGUAUAUCUACUAGGACUAAUCCUAAGUCAGGACUAGUCUUAUCUCGAGUUAGGACAAGUUACUCAUCUCAACUUGGGACUAG